AUGAGCUCCCACUCCCUCAAAUCUGGGACAUCGUCGAAACUUGGCCAGGCUUCAUUUCCUUCGGGAGCAACUACAAGUCAAAGCUUGCUUUUGGAAAAGGUCAACGCUCGAACGUCAACUCCAGAUUCGGAGGCACUGGCAAGCUCGGAUGACGAAGGAGAACACCGGAACGAAGCGUCUCAAGCCGCACCUGUUCAGCCUCACAAGCCAGUUCGCCGAUCUUCGUGGCUCAACGAUACCUCUCAGCCAUUAAAUCGCCCUCGCAAGGGUUCCUUCGCAAGUAGUUCCAUGUCCCCAACAGGAUCGCAUCCUAGCACUCCGUCGGCAGAGGCCGGUGGUGUUCCUUGGGGCUCGCAUUCCACCUCUUCGGCUAUUGGUCGCUCGACCAGCUCGUCGUCAGCUUUUGCUUGGGGGACUGGUAUUUGGAAUGCAGACCGAAAGGAUGCUUCUUCAAGGUUGAGCGAGGUCCUUCCAUCUCCAACCUCGACGAUCCCGCCAGGGGGAGGCAACAAUUCCUUCUUCGGACCCGACUCGGCGUUGAACCAAAUGUCACCAAACUCUAGAGACCCAACAUCGAACCCGCAAAUCCCAUUUGCUAUUCCGUUACACCCUACACCAAAGACCUACCGAUCACAGUCUUAUUCGGUUGGCCAAAUGGACCCCGAAACGGCACCACCAGGUGGAAUGAGCUCGUCUACUAUCCUGGGACGAGCCAGACACCCCGCUCUGCAACACCGGCCUUCUCGACCUAGCAUGCUGAGCGAGAUGGCAAACGACGGGUCAAUGCUCGGGAAGGUGAAGGAGGUUGAAGACGACGGCGAUGAGAGCCCGUCCGAUUCUCUACAAGGCUCUUAUCACCAGAUGUCCGAAUCCAAGGCCAUUGAAAUGCUCGCCCGUGAAAACGCUAUAUUGCGCCAACAGCAAUACAACAACGCUCGCAUCCGACCCCGGGCGUCUACCGGAGCAGCCUUCCUUGGAAAUGGAUACGAAACCGUCCCAGAGGAGUCGGACUUCGCGGUCGACGAACUAGACGAGGUCAAUGACUCAAUCGAUCCCCUUGGCAGGCGAGGAACUGGUCGGCGUAUGAGCGAGUAUGGUGCUAAUGCUUUCCGCACUCCUCUCGGUAUGGACAAUCGGAAACAAGAAAACUUGAAUCUGAAAAAGGCUGCCCUAUGGUCCAGCUCACCAGGUUUCUUUGGUGGGGACAUUUCUCAGAGCCGUCGCCAUUCAUUUGCCAAUAUGCCAACCCGACAAGGCUCAAUCAGCUCCAUAGCAGAUUCUGUAUCUGCUCUCGAUGCUGCCGGGCUAGGCGAGGGUCAAGUAUCUCAAGGCUUUCCCGCAGGGUUUGGCGAUGGUGCUACCCUAGCAGGCAUCAACAAUCCAAUGCUUGCCGGUUUACCAAAUACUAUGCAACCGACGUUCAGUAAUCCCUAUGCGCCUCACUUCGGUCUUCAGAGCCAAUUUACCAACCGCCCACCGUCGCCACAUCGCAAUGUUUUUGGUAUGGCGCAACCCAGACACAACCAGCUCCUUCACGUGGUGUUGUUCAAAUGUGCCAGAGCCGAUGUGUUCUAUAUUCAAGAGGGUACCGGCCUUACAGUUAAGCCGGGUGAUUUGGUCAUUGUCGAAGCAGAUCGUGGUACCGAUCUUGGCACAGUUGCUAAAGACAAUGUCGACUGGCAGUCGGCCAAGGAGCUGAAAGAGCAUUACGCCGAGGAGCACUAUAAGUGGCUCAUGAUGUACUCGCAGGGCGCCGCUGCGGCACAAGAAGGCUCGGGUGCCGGCCUGAUGGCGUCUUCUAGUAACCUCCAGAGCAGCGCUGUUGGUGGCAUGGGGCCGCCUAGUCAGCACCAUCUUCAGGAGCCAAACGCGGGAGAGCUUCGACCAAAGCUCAUAAAACGGCUCGCACAGAGCCACGAGGUCCACGCUCUGCGUGAAAAAGAGGGCCAGGAAGCCAAGGCCAAACGAGUAUGUAUGCAAAAGGUCAAAGAGCAUGGCCUUAAUAUGGAAAUUCUUGAUGCCGAGUUUCAGAUGGAUUGGAAGAAGCUCACAUUUUACUACUUUGCCGAUUCCUAUAUCAACUUCAAUUCUCUUGUUACAGAUCUCUUCAAGAUUUACAAAACCAGAAUUUGGAUGUCUGCAAUCAACCCAGCGUCUUUCGCCAGCCCAACUCUGGGUAUUCAAGCACCAAGCGGAAUCGGGCCUGGGGCCGUAGGGGUCGGACGUGCUUCCGCAGGCGAACGUCGGCAGAAUCCCCAAGGCCAAGAACAGCAACCACCGCAGACGUUUGGUCGUGGGUAUCGUCCAACAUUUGCGCAGCCGUUUGGUGGUGAUCGGAACGUUCCACCAGCAUCGGCAUAUCCACCGAACAACUACGCCUACGGUGGUGGUGCCUUCGGGAAUGCUCGCGCCUCUGCGCCGUAUGCACCUAGCUUAUCUCCAGGCGCAGAGGCAUUCUCUGCGGGAUUUGGUCAGCAAGGAGACUUUCAGUCUCUGCGCCAGCGAUACCCUGUGGCACAGAAUCUACCUAGUCCAGCGCCACACUCGACAGGCGUAUCUCCUAUCUCGCCACAAAAUGACUGGACUACUGCAUUCCAAAGUCUGUCUCUGAACACGCAUUGA
This is a messenger RNA of Pochonia chlamydosporia 170, 2622 nucleotides long. Its product is annotated as PSP1 domain-containing protein. Gene Ontology annotation, cellular component: cytoplasm. The record is from RefSeq and is a predicted model, not a curated record. The transcript has 3 exons. Lineage: Eukaryota; Fungi; Ascomycota; Sordariomycetes; Hypocreales; Clavicipitaceae. The coding region runs from base 1 to 2622 and encodes 873 amino acids.